AUGAACAAUCCAGUCGUGGUUGACGGCGAAAAAAUCAAUCCCGUUUUAUCGCAGCCAUUGCUGUUGGAUGAAGUCGGUACGGCGUUCACGACUUCUCAAAAGCAGUACAUCUUACGUCGUCUUGACUAUGAAGGCCUUGAAUCUUUGGAUGAUUUGCCGAAACAAGGGGCCUACAUGAUCGAGAAAAUCGAGUCGUUGCUGGCUGAACAAGCUGUUGCAAUUCUCAGGGAAGCACUCGUGGAUUAUCGUGCUGACGUGAAUAUUAUGGAUCGUGACUACAAACUUUGGGAGAAACUUGUUGAAAUGGCACCCCUGCAUGGUAUCUCCGAGAAGCUUGACGUUUACAUUAACGACAGUGACGUUGAAUCCAAGAAAAAUAAAGUCGAAAAGACUGAUGUUGCCGAAGUCCUGUCAGACAUGGAUGAGUCCGGAUUCCACGGUGACUACUGGAAUGUGUUUGACUGGGAUCUUCAAGUGCGUACCGAGGCUGGCCUCAUUGAAUUUUACCUGCCGUAUACACAAGUGAGAGCGUGUAUUGACCCCUACGACGAAGACAUGCCUUGCGAAACGAUUCGAGUUUACAUUUGUGGUAUCAUUUGGACUUGCGUAGGGGCGGUGGUUGAUCAAUUCUUUUCUACUCGUCAACCCUCCAUUACGCUUUCUACUUCCCUCGUUCAAGUUUUGAUUUAUCCCUCGGGAUUAUUAUUGUCGUAUAUUUUACCGAAGUUCAAGUUCAAAAUUUGGAGAUAUACGUUUGAUUUAAAUCCUGGACCCUGGCUGCGUAAAGAGCAGAUGUUGUGUACUUUGUUCUACUCUGUGACAGGUGGGUGGACCGGCUACUCGAAUUAUAACAUCCAUGUCCAGAAGUUGGAAACCUACUACAACGAUCAAUGGGUCACAUUUGGGUAUCAAGUCUUACUCACCCUCUCCACGAACUUUAUCGGAUUUGGUCUUGCAGGAAUUGUAAGAAAGUUUGCUGUGUAUCCAGUUGAGUCUAUGUGGCCUUCACUUAUGUCGACAAUUGCACUCAACAAAGCCUUGUUGACUCCAGAGAAGAAAGAAAACAUCAACGGUUGGACGAUCUCACGUUAUAGGUGGUUCUUUUACUGCUUUGUGUUCUUUUUUCUCUUCCAAUGGAUCCCAAACUACUUGAUGCCUUUCUUGUCCACCUUCAAUUGGAUGACGUGGAUAAAGCCGGAUGAUCUUGAUUUAGUUAACAUGACCGGAUUCAGAAAUGGUCUUGGAUUUAAUCCAAUCCCCACUUUUGACCCUAUUGUGAUGGACUUCCCUAUGACAUACGUGCCGAUGGUUAGAGGGGUUGGUCAAUAUUGUGGUUACGUCCUUGGGGCUUUGAUUAUCACUGCCAUCUAUUACACGAACCACAAAUGGACUAAGUUUCUCCCUAUAAACUCCAACUUAUUGUACACCAACGAAGGUAAGUCAUACAAAGUGCUGAAGAUCCUUAAUGAAAAACAGUUGUUUGAUCAAGAUAAGUACGAAUCAUAUGGGCCCCCUUUCUUUUCGGCUGGAAUGUUGGUGAACUAUGCUGGUUUUUUCAUGUUGUAUCCCUUUGCCUUUAUCUAUGAGGUUCUCGUGAAUUGGCGACCCAUCAAGAAAGCCAUGGUUCAGUUAGGCAAAGGCUUCAAGAGUAUUCGCCAUAUGCUGGUUCUGGGAUACGAUGGAUUCAAUGAUCCUCUCUCACGACAAAAUGCAAAGUACCCCGAGGUUCCGGAAUGGUGUUACAGUUGUGUUUUGUUGGUAGCGCUUGUUUUGGGUAUUGUAUGCGUUGAGUACUACCCCACCAAUGUGCUGUGCUGGAUUAUAUUUUUUGCCAUUGCCUUGAAUUUCAUUUUCUUGAUCCCCAUCCUUGCGAUUUACUCGAGAACAGGCUUCAGUUUUGGACUUAAUGUUAUCAUGGAGCUUAUCGUGGGGUAUGCUGUUCCUGGUAACGCCAACGCCAUCAAUAUCGCAAAGGCAUUCGGGUACUCAUUAGACGGCCAAGCUGAAAAUUACAUUACCAACCAAAAGCAAGCUCAUUACAUGCGGUUGCCGCCUCGGGGGUUGUUCCGUACACAAAUGGUUGGUGUGUUCAUUGGAUCUUUUGUUCAGUUGGGCAUCAUGCAGUUUCAAUUAAAUGGUGGGAUUAAGAACUACUGCGACCCCAAUAAUCGUCAGAAAUUCACAUGCCCCACUAUUAACACCUUCUUUUCGGCUUCAAUUCAAUGGGGUGUUAUUGGCCCUAAGAAAGUGUUCAAUGGGUUGUACACGGUGUUGCCAUACAUGUUUUUGUUAGGUGGCUUGUUUGCGAUCCCUUGCUUUUUCAUCAAGAAAUACUUAGCAAAGAAAGCACCCCGUUACGCCAGAUACUUCCAGCCAACUAUCUGGAUUGGGUCCUUCACCAUUUGGGGCAGUUACAAUUUGUCCUAUUACACCGUUGGGCUCUAUCUCAAUAUCUUGUCGAUGGGGUACCUUUUCAAGAAGUACAAUGCUUGGUGGUCCAAGUAUAUAUAUCUUCUUUCAAACGGUGUUGUUGCGGGGAAUGCUCUUGCCGCUUUGAUCAUCUUUUUCGCUUUGCAAUACCAUCCCAAGGAUCUAACUUGGUGGGGAAGUGAAGUACCUUAUCAAGGAUAUGAAGGCACCAGAGCAGGUAAGAUGAACGCCACUUUGCAAGCUCCAGAUGGGUACUUCGGGCCCCGGAAAGGCCACUUCCCAUAA
Messenger RNA from Diutina rugosa, 2715 nucleotides. RefSeq lists its product as uncharacterized. Bases 1 to 2715 code for a protein of 904 amino acids. The record is from RefSeq and is a predicted model, not a curated record. Gene Ontology annotation, biological process: transmembrane transport. Gene Ontology annotation, molecular function: oligopeptide transmembrane transporter activity. NCBI's taxonomy places the organism in Eukaryota, Fungi, Ascomycota, Pichiomycetes, Serinales, Debaryomycetaceae. The transcript has a single exon.